Messenger RNA from Varanus komodoensis (Komodo dragon), 2195 nucleotides. It is a transcript of the gene HSD17B7, whose product is annotated as hydroxysteroid 17-beta dehydrogenase 7. Gene Ontology annotation, biological process: cholesterol biosynthetic process. Gene Ontology annotation, cellular component: endoplasmic reticulum membrane. Gene Ontology annotation, molecular function: 5-alpha-androstane-3-beta,17-beta-diol dehydrogenase (NADP+) activity; 3-beta-hydroxysteroid 3-dehydrogenase (NADP+) activity; estradiol 17-beta-dehydrogenase [NAD(P)+] activity. Lineage: Eukaryota; Metazoa; Chordata; Lepidosauria; Squamata; Varanidae. The transcript is spliced from 10 exons. Bases 2 to 1138 code for a protein of 378 amino acids. The record is from RefSeq and is a predicted model, not a curated record.
CAUGCAGAGGGUGGCCGUGGUCACCGGCGCCAGCAGUGGAAUCGGUUCCGCGCUGUGCAGGCGUCUGCUCGAGGAAGACACUGGCCUCCACGUGUGCUUGGCCUGCAGGAACGUGGAGAAGGCUGCUGCCACCCGCAGUGAACUGCUGUCCUCCUUCCCCUGUGCAGACAUCAGCAUCAUUCAGAUAGAUGUUGGCACGCUGGAAUCUGUCCUGCGUGCAGCCGCAGAGAUCAAGACCAGAUUUCACCGUUUGGACUAUCUCUUCUUGAACGCUGGGAUCAUGGUAAAGCCCCGUAUCAGUUUCUGGGCAUUUCUGCGUGGCAUCUUCUCCAGGAAUUCAAAGCAGCACACGGGGGGUGCCCAGGUGGUCUCCCAUCCAAAUACUGACCAGGCCCAAACCUGUCUAGCUUCAGUGAUGGAACAUCCUCAAGUGGAACAAAAUGAAGCAGAGUCCUCUUUUUCCCAGCGAAUGUUCCGGAUGUUGACCACAGCGGAGGGGCUGAUGAGCCAGGAGGACAGGGUCAGCCCGGACGGCCUGCAGGAGGUCUUUGAAACCAACUUCUUCGGACAUUUCAUACUGAUCCGGCAGUUGGAGCCCCUGCUUUGCUCGGUUGAAAAGUCCUGCCAGCUGGUCUGGACCUCUUCAGUCAAUGCCCACAAAAAAAACUUCAGCCUCGAGGACUUCCAGCACCAGCUGGGCAAGGAGGCGUACAGCUCCUCCAAAUACGCCACCGACCUCGCCAGCGUGGCUUUGAACAAGCGCUUCAACAAGCAGGGCCUGUAUUCGAGUGUCGUCUGUCCAGGCAUUGUGAUGACCAACAUGACAUACGAGAUCCUGCACCCCUUGGUUUGGAAGCUGCUUCUGCCCCUCUUGUGGCUGCUGCGCAUCUGCACCCGCACUUACACGCUGACCCCCUACAACGGAGCCGAGGCGCAGAUCUGGCUGUUCAAGCAGAAGCCGGAGUCGCUGGACCCCCUGGUGAAGUAUCACAGCUGCACCACGUUCCUGGGCAAGACGUACGUGGAGCCCCGCAAGAUGGAUCUCACGGAAGACAUGGCUGAGAAAUUUUAUGAGAAGAUUUUGGAACUAGAGAAGCAAGUCAUAGCCAAGAACAAUGGCCCACAACAUAAAAAAUAGCAAAACCAAAGCAGUGCUUUCUCGGUGGCAAAACGUGUCUUCCACUUGGGCCAGUGUGGAUCCCCCCCACCCCCAGGUUGCCUUUGUAGAGCAAAACUCUCUGAAGUGCCUGACCAGGGUAUCACGGGGCCGGAGUGCUGAACGAACCCAAGACACCCGAUCAUGUAGUCUCCGCUCCCACACGCCUGGAGGGCCCCUCGGUCUGGUUUUCGUUGCCUGCGUGCCCCGGUGAGCUGCAACGCUGCUUAAUCCACUGUUUUCCCCCGGUCCGGGGUGAGCACCCUCCACCUCGGUCUUUCAGAAGCACCCAGACCCUCCCCAGGCCGUAGCCUUAAUCCACCACUCCAUCCUAGUAAGCGCGGUUCCUUCGUCCGUGAACACUCCUUGACCCCUCCCAAAUGCUGCCUCCCUUUCCGAGGGUUGUAGGAAUGGUCCUCUCAUCCACAGCAAUACCGUUUCAAUCCCUAACUGCCCCCCCCCGCCCCCGCCGAUCAGCCACACACCCUUGCCCUGAGCGGGGGCGCUGGAAGGAUGCCGCUCCAGGCUGGCUAGCGGUCCGCAUCCAAUGGUGCCAGCCUCUCGCCUCACCAGGGUUUUAGGGCCCCGUUCGUUACACCACUUGCAGUCCCCGUACCAUUUUAGUCCUCGCAUCAAUUUGUGCUUCCUGAAACGAUGGGAGUCUUUUUGGCUGGCUUGCACUGCAAUCGUAGAUGUUUCUGAUCCAGAGUAGGCCCACAGAGUGAAUUCGGUUGUUCUUGCUCUUUGGUGAUCCGCAAUUUCUUGUAGCCUUUCAGCGAGUGAAGGGAGUUCUAAGUACUGUGUAUCUUUAGAGAGACCACUAACUUUGUUCCUGUCGCAAUAGUAUUUUGAGUUGAGGCAACGGAAAUGCAAAAUCUGGGAGACAGCAGAAAGCUGAACACAAAUUCAAAGUGUUGCUUUGACUAUUUAGGUACUUUUAUAUACUUUUAUUGUUUGCAUUAUUUACUGCCUUGUCUGCUCAUAAGCUCUUGGGCCCAUGAGCAGCCAUUUCAACCGCUUACUGUAGCAUUAAAGCAUU